AUGAAUGAGCUGAAGAACCAAGCAGAGGUUGAAGUGGAAGCGAUUCAUUUGUGGGCUACUCCAAGAUCACUGAGUACCAGCCUCAUGUACUCUUUUGCUCAGAGGGAUGACAUAGAAGUGCUUGAUGAACCCCUCUAUGCAACUUUCCUUCGGGUGACGGGUUUUGAUAGGCCCUACAGGGAGGAGGUUCUGUCCAAAAUGGAACCGGAUGGAAAUAAAGUUGUAAAAGAUAUCAUUCUUGGUCCAGGAAGAAAGAAGUAUCGCCUCUGUAAGCAUAUGGCCAAGCAACGUGUGCCUGGUUUACCAAUUGAUUUAAUGAAGACAGGAAAGCACGUCAUUUUGACCCGGAAUCCCCUUGAUAUCUUGCCAUCCUUUGACAAGGUUGUGCCUCCAUCGCUUCUUGAGUUAGGUUUGGCAGAUCUGGUCUCAAUAUACAGUGAGCUCUCUGAACUGGGGAGACCCCCUCCUGUUAUUGAUGCAGCAGAGCUUCAAGUAGAUCCUGAGGCUACAUUACGUGGUCUUUGUGAAGAGUUGGAUAUCCCUUUUCAGUCCACAAUGCUUAAGUAUGCAAAAGCUAUUCCAUUUGAAAUUGAAAAUCCAAUAGAUGGUGUUUGGGCCCCAUGGUGGUACGAAACAGUGCACAAAUCAACAGGAUUUCAACCACCAAGAAAGUAUCCCAUGCCAUUCCCUAUGUCUCUGUAUGAUGUACUUGAGCAAAGUCUACCUUUCUACAACUUUCUUAGGCGCCAUGUGAAGCAGACAUCGUGCCUUCUUAAGUCUCAUUUGCCUGAACCCGAUCUUCCAGUUCCAGAAAAUGAGAAGCUACUUGCAUGGGUUGGUGAUGAGAUUGUACCACGCGAGAGUGCAAAGGUUUCUGUGUUCGAUUCGGUUGUCCAAGGCGGUGAUUCAGUUUGGGAGGGUCUUCGAGUUUACAAUGGCAAGAUAUUUAAGCUUGAUGAACAUUUAGAUAGGUUAUUUGACUCAGCAAAGGCUUUGGCAUUUAACAAUGUUCCUACUCGCGAAGGGGUUAAGGAAGCCAUCUUUAGUACUCUUAUUCGAAAUGGAAUGUUUGACAAUUCACACAUCCGAUUAAGUCUGACGCGUGGGAAAAAGGUUACUUCUGGCAUGAGCCCAGCAUUCAAUCUUUAUGGAUGCACCUUAAUUGUCCUUGCUGAAUGGAAACCCCCUGUCUAUGACAAUACAAGUGGUAUUACUCUUGUUACAGCUACCACUCGUCGUAAUUCACCAAAUAAUUUGGAUUCAAAGAUUCACCACAAUAACCUACUCAACAAUAUACUUGCAAAGAUAGAAGGCAAUAAUGCAAGUGCCGCUGAUGCAAUCAUGCUCGACAAGGAUGGUUAUGUGUCCGAAACAAAUGCUACGAACAUUUUUUUGGUGAAGAAAGGCCGUGUUUUGACACCUCAUGCUGAUUACUGCCUUCCUGGUGUGACUCGAGCAACUGUUAUGGACCUUGUGGUGAAGGAGGAGUUGGUCUUAGAGGAGAGAAGGAUCAGCCUAUCAGAGUUCCAUACUGCAGAUGAGGUAUGGACAACAGGAACAAUGGGAGAACUCAGUCCGGUUGUGAAGAUUGACGGCCGUCUAGUUGGAGAUGGAAAAGUGGGGCCUGUGACUCGAACACUGCAGAAUGCUUACAAGGAGCUGACAGAAGCAUCGGGGGUGCCCAUACCAACCUAUCAUGAUACCUGA
Molecule: messenger RNA, 1707 nt
Organism: Prunus armeniaca (apricot)
Lineage: Eukaryota; Viridiplantae; Streptophyta; Magnoliopsida; Rosales; Rosaceae
Source: the annotation of a GenBank genome assembly